CGUUCUAAUCAUUGGCUGUGAGGGUUUGCGCUUCUUGUAGAUUCAUUCGCUGUCAAUGGCCCGCUGGUGGACCUGUUUUCUAUGAAUACCUUGGCUUUUUACAGUCAAAAUGCCAAGUAUUUCUGUUGUUAUGGAUAUCUUAUAUUGUUUAUGGAUAUUUCCAAUGGUAGGGGCUGUCGAAGAAAUACUCAUGGACUCUACGACGGCAACAGCAGAGCUGGGAUGGACUAUCUAUCCAGCAUUGGGGAACCGUCUCUAGCUGCAGCACCAUGAGAAGCCCAAUUUAGAGCAACAGCAAAAGCAUAUAUCAGGAAUAAGUACCCCUAUUUGUUUACCAUGUUCAUACGGCAUUGUUGUUCGGAAUACAAAUAGGGGCAGCAAUAUAUCCGGUCAUAGGUUGCAAAAGGCCCCAAAACAGCAUGUGUGAACCUCCCCCCCCCCGAUGUAGUUGGUUAGAGUUAAUAAUUUAUUUCAUAAAAUAAACUUCUAAGCAAAGUGAAUUGGGGGAAAUUUGCCUACGUGUGCCUUUCAUGUAAAAUGUAAAAGUGGGAGCUGUCUGAGGAAUUGCGAUGUUGUUUUGUUAACUCUGCUGAAGGAAGAUUGCCCUGUCAUACUGAAAUCAAUAAUUCAUAAAGUGUGUGAUGCCAGGAAGAUAAACAGUGUGAAAGCUGUGAGCCAAGUGAUACAUCAACUGAAUCUUAUUGUACGUUUAUUUUGACAUUAAUCACGAUAUGGGUUCUUUGGUUUUUUUUAAGACCAGUAAUCAAAGUAAUUCAAAUAAUAUGUUGACUUUUCACUGGUCAUGGAUGUUAAACUGACCUCUUGCUCUGUCUGUCCCUGGCAGUGGGAGGAGGUGAGUGGCUACGAUGAGAAUAUGAAUACCAUCCGCACCUACCAGGUGUGCAAUGUCUUUGACAACAACCAGAACAACUGGGUACGCACCAAGUUCAUCCGCCGGCGCGGCGCCCAGCGCAUCCACGUGGAGAUUAAGUUCUCGGUGCGCGACUGCAGCUCCAUCCCCAGCGUCCCCGGCUCUUGUAAAGAGACUUUUAACCUGUACUACUACGAGACAGACUCAGACACCGCCAAUAAGGUGUCCCCGGCCUGGAUGGAGAACCCCUGGAUUAAAGUGGACACCAUCGCAGCUGACGAGAGCUUCUCCCAGGUGGACCUGGGCAGCCGGGUGAUGAAAAUCAACAGGGAGGUACGGAGCUUCGGCCCCGUGUCACGCCAGGGUUUCUACCUGGCAUUCCAGGACUACGGCAGCUGCAUGUCGCUCAUCGCCGUGCGCGUCUUCUACAGGAAGUGCCCCCGCGUGGUCGAGAAUGGCGCUGUGUUCCCUGAGACCCUGUCGGGGGCGGAGAGCACCUCCCUGGUGGCGGCGCGGGGUGUGUGUGUGCCCAAUGGGGAGGAGGUGGAUGUGCCCAUCAAGCUCUACUGUAACGGGGACGGGGAGUGGAUGGUGCCCAUUGGGCGCUGUAUGUGCAAGGCUGGGCACGAGGCGGUGGAGAACGGCACGGUGUGUCGAGCGUGUGGCUCAGGGUUCUUUAAGCCUUCCCAGGGCGACCACCAGUGUCUCCAGUGUCCCAUCAACAGUCGCAUCACCAAUGAGGGGGCCAUCAACUGUGUGUGCCGCAACGGUUACUACCGCACCGACUCAGAUCCCCCACUGAUGCCCUGCACCACCAUCCCCUCUGCGCCCCAGAGUGUAAUCUCCAUUGUGAACGAGACAUCCCUGAGGUUGGAGUGGAGCGCACCACGCGAUGGCGGUGGCCGCGAGGACGUGGUCUACAACAUCAUCUGUAAGAGCUGUGGAGGGGGCCGGGGAGGCUGUACCCGCUGCGGGGACAACGUCCAGUUCGUCCCCCGCCAACUGGGACUGACCGAGACUAGGGUCCACAUUAGUGACCUGCUGGCCCACACGCAGUACACCUUUGAGAUCCAGGCAGUCAACGGGGUCUCCGACCAGAGCCCCUACUCGCCACAGUACUCGUCGGUCAAAAUCACCACCAACCAGGCCGCGCCAUCGGCCGUGUCGAUUAUGCACCAGGUGAGCCGGACCCCCGACAGCAUCACUCUCUCCUGGUCCCAACCUGACCAGCCCAACGGCCUCAUACUAGACUAUGAGCUGCAGUACUAUGAAAAGAGCAUGGCAGAAUGGAACUCAUCAGUGGUGCGCAGCCAGACCAACACAGCAGUCAUCCGGGGCCUGAAGCCCGGCGCUAUAUACGUCUUCCAGGUGCGGGCUCGGACCGUGGCUGGAUUCGGACGUUUCAGCGGAAAGAUGUUCUUCCAGACCAUGACUGAAGAAGAGUACAAGUCCAGCUUUCAGGAGAAGCUCCCCCUCAUCAUUGGCUCCGCCGCUGCAGGCAUGGUCUUCAUCAUCGCUGUCGUCGUAUUCGUCAUUGUCUGCAAUCGAAGAAGCUCUGAGAGACCAGAAUCUGAAUUCACAGAUAAGCUCCAGCACUACACCAGUGGCCACAUGUCUCCAGGAAUGAAGAUCUAUAUCGACCCAUUCACUUAUGAGGACCCCAACGAGGCAGUGAGGGAGUUUGCCAAAGAGAUUGACACCUCCUGUGUCAAGAUUGAGCAAGUCAUUGGCGCAGGUAAAAAAUCAACCGGUGAAGGAGAGUUUGGGGAGGUGUGCAGUGGGAACCUGCGUCUCCCCGGAAAGAGAGAGAUCCUGGUGGCCAUCAAGACCCUGAAGGUGGGCUACACAGAGCGCCAGAGGCGGGACUUCCUAUCUGAGGCGUCCAUCAUGGGCCAGUUUGACCACCCCAACAUCAUCCACUUGGAGGGCGUGGUCACCAAGAGUGCCCCAGUCAUGAUCAUCACUGAGUUCAUGGAGAAUGGAUCACUGGACUCCUUCCUCAGGCAAAAUGACGGGCAGUUCACAGUGAUCCAACUGGUGGGCAUGCUGCGUGGCAUAGCAGCGGGCAUGAAGUACCUGAAUGACAUGAACUACGUGCACCGGGACCUGGCUGCCCGCAACAUUCUGGUCAAUAGCAACCUGGUGUGUAAGGUGUCGGACUUUGGGCUCUCACGCUUUCUGGAGGAUGACACAUCAGAUCCCACCUACACCAGCGCCCUGGGAGGGAAGAUCCCUAUCCGAUGGACUGCCCCGGAAGCCAUCCAGUACAGGAAGUUCACCUCCUCCAGUGAUGGGUGGAGCUACGGCAUCGUCAUGUGGGAGGUGAUGUCAUACGGAGAGAGGCCCUACUGGGACAUGAGUAAUCAAGAUGUGAUCAAUGCCAUAGAACAGGACUACCGGUUGCCCCCGCCCAUGGACUGCCCUAGUGCCCUGCACCAGCUCAUGCUGGACUGCUGGCAGAAGGACCGCAACAAUCGUCCCAAGUUCAGCCAGAUUGUCAAUAACCUGGACAAGAUGAUCCGCAACCCCAACAGUCUGAAGGCCACGACGCCGCUGUCAUCAAGUGUUCACCUACCUCUGCUGGACCGCAGCACACCUGACUUCUCCAGCUUCAGCACCGUGGAUGAGUGGCUGGAUGCCAUCAAGAUGGGCCAGUACAAGGAGAACUUUGCCAACGAGGAAUUCACCAGCUUCGACGUGGUCUCCCAAAUGACCAUGGAGGACAUCCUCCGAGUAGGGGUGACCCUAGUGGGCCACCAGAAGAAGAUCCUUAACAGUGUCCAGUCUAUGCGGGCCCAGAUGAAUCAGAUCACCUCCGUUGAGGUCUGACCUCUGAUGUCCAGAUGGGGAGGGCACUGGACUGGACCGGACCUCCAGCCUGGUCUCCCUGUCAGACUGUGACCCCCAUCCCCAUCAGCCCCGCUUCUCUAGACCGCACUCCCAUGAGUUCAGUCAACAGUCGGCAGCCUGUACUUUAUGGUCAGUCUGCAGCCGUGCUCAGCGUGUCCACAACCACUGCCCCUCCUAGGUUCAGUCUGUCUCUAGCUGUGCUGAGUCUACGACUGUCCAGACUCUGUCCAGAUUUUGUCCAGUCUCCAACUGCAGUCAGUCUCUGUUGAUUGCACGGCUGCAGCCCCUCCUUGUUUUUGUAGUAUGACAUUGUUUACAGUCUUUUGGUUGGAUAUGAUUUCUACUGGUCCCCAGACUAAAACUCAUCAACAGACGGCCCUUUAAAAGGGCUAUUAAGAGAAGGUUGGGACAAGACUUCAUAUAACUUUACUCACAUCUUUCACAGUGAGAUUCUGAGGGUAUCAGUGACUUUAACAGUAGGACCAGUACUCUGAACGGAGCGUGUGAUGUACUGGAUAGUGAAUAGGACAAGUGUCAGACUCCCAUGCAGUUCCAUAGACUUAAUGGAUGUGAAAUGAAAUGACUCAUCUUCGGGAAGAGUCUGUCCCGUGAGAACAAACUUACCAUCCUUGUGCAUAAUGCUCUCAUUUGGCCAUUUGAAAAUUGUUGUGAUUAUAUUACUGUUUGCUACCUACCUUCACUUCUGUUCUCUUGAGAAGAAAAAAAACUUUGAACACACAUUACUUCCAACAGCCCAAAUGAAGCAUAAUAUAAAAGUACUGUACUGUGCAUGUCAUUGUCUCUUUCUCUUCUGGGAAUCACAGGCUGCCAUAGCCACUGAACCAUAUUGGCCAUUUUCACUGUUUUGGAGUUCCGCUCUGUGCAGUCUUUGUUUCGGUGACUCAGUUGGUAUUUGUUUUUUAAAUAUUUGUAUGUGCACCUUAAUAAAGAAGUAGGAUGGGCACUUCCAUAAAUUCUUCCAUUACAAAAGUGUUGUGUGCAAAGUUUAGAUUUCACUUUCCCUUUGUCCUCCUCUAUGUUUAAAGGAUCUCGUGUGAAUAUAUAUUUUGUCUCUGUCAUGAAAAAGCACUUGUCCUUCCAUUUAUGGUACAUACAAAAUGACUGCAAUAGGUUAUGCAGCCAGGUGUACCAUACUGUACUUGCACAAAAUGACAGCCUCUGAAGCUCCAACCAGGUGGGAAAGGAUUCCAAAGGGAGCCUGCUGGUAUUUAAAAGACUUCACGGAACACUGUUGUCGUUUGGUUUGUUUUUAAAUGGGUUUUAUAAUGAUAUUUUGUGAUUUGUUUUUCUAUUGCUACCUAUGACCACCUUCGAUGGAGCUGUGAAUUGUCACAUGAUCUGGGGUCGGUCAUACACAGCGUUCGUAUUGACAUAUGUAUAUGCCGUUGCCAUUCAUUUAUCAAAAGUUUUGGACACGUGUUUAUGAUUCGUCACAGAGAAAAGUGGGGACUUUUUAAAGAAAUGGAUGAAAGGUCAUUUCGUUUUUUUGUUUUUUUUUGUACUGAGAAAUAGGGUAUACCUCUUUUUCAUAUUGUGCCAGCACAUAUCACACGUUUACACAUUUAUACUCCAUCCAUAACAUACUGUACUUGAGGUUCAGGGAUUAGAAACACAUUUUUAAAAUUCAAAUAAAUAGACACUAGUCAAACCAGGAUGACGCAACCCUCUGUUCCUUGAGUGCGAUAGUGUUUGCAUGCUUCCAUUGUCUCCGCACUUCCUGGAUAAAUCACCAUCAGUCAUUCCAUAGGUCAUCUCUCAUACGGUAGCAUUUAAUAGGUAUGAAUAUGGUACUAAUUAGGAUACACCUCAAUGAGAAACACUUGACCAACUACUGCUGGCAAUGGAGUUAUCAACGGUGUUAUUAAAGUGUUAUGCUGUUACUACCCAACCAACAAACUCUGCUGCCUCUGUGGGGGGGGGGGAGAAAGAGUCAUUUCCAAUUUCGAUAAAUAGGGGUAUGUUCUUCUGCAGUUCUUCCCAGAUAUAUUGUCCUCAUCGUAUUAUUCUCUAUCAAUAGCAAUGCACUAUACAAGAUCCGAAUUUCUAAAUUAAGGAAGACAAACCUACAAAUAUGAUUUGUAACGACAACAAAAAAAUCAUAGAAAAACGUUUUUGCUGCUGUCAACAAAUACACUCAGAGCUUGCCAUCUCUGAGUGCGUGCCAUUUGCAAACAAAAGAAACCAAAAUGGACGCUUCUACUGUAACUCAAUAUAGCUGUGACCUCUAUAUGAGCACAUUUACUUUUUUUUUGGUCAUUUUAGUUGUUUAAAAAUAACUCAAACACUGUACACUGUGCUAAGCUCAUUCCCUCUGCUGGUCUCAUGUUAAACCUGCACUAUUACCAUACCUCUAUACCAUUAUAGUACCUUUUUCACCCUCUUUCACUUUUGUUCUCUGUCCUUUGGGUGUCCCUAAAGGCACAUAGGGUCAGCCAACCCCCCUUCCAGUCCUAACCACUGUGAUUGCAUUGGGAUGUUUCAUUUUCUGUACAAAUGUACAUUGACUGUAACCCUGUGAAUGAUGUAACAAUUUUAAUUAUUUGUAAUAUUGUUAUUUGUCUAUUUUAUAAAAAGAAAAAAAAAUAACAAAAGAAAAGAAAAGAAAACAACAAUUACGACAACAAACUGGAAGCCGGUAGCAACUGUGUUCUAUAAAUAAAAAAAGGUUACAUUCAAA
Oncorhynchus tshawytscha (Chinook salmon) is the source of this 6419-nucleotide messenger RNA. RefSeq names its product ephrin type-B receptor 2. Lineage: Eukaryota; Metazoa; Chordata; Actinopteri; Salmoniformes; Salmonidae. The record is from RefSeq and is a predicted model, not a curated record. Bases 803 to 3700 code for a protein of 965 amino acids. The transcript has 15 exons. Gene Ontology annotation, biological process: cell surface receptor protein tyrosine kinase signaling pathway; axon guidance; protein phosphorylation. Gene Ontology annotation, molecular function: transmembrane-ephrin receptor activity; ATP binding; protein binding. Gene Ontology annotation, cellular component: neuron projection; plasma membrane.